Messenger RNA from Mya arenaria, 962 nucleotides. RefSeq lists its product as uncharacterized. The transcript is spliced from 4 exons. Bases 226 to 603 code for a protein of 125 amino acids. Lineage: Eukaryota; Metazoa; Mollusca; Bivalvia; Myida; Myidae. The record is from RefSeq and is a predicted model, not a curated record.
UUAACAGUACAUGCUAAAGCUUAAGCACACUGCUUAUGUCACUCUAAGACUUAAUUUUAUGGUACCUUAUAAAUAAUAUUAAACGAGUUUUUCAAAGGGAUUUCUAAAACUUAAUAAAACACAUUCAACUCGAGAGAAUGGAUUUUGAAUUCAAGUUAUAGUUUCAUUAGAGAAAGGAGCAAAAAAGGAGACAAUAUAAAACUCGCGCAUUUUGAUAACGUGAAAAUGGCAUCUACCCCUAGUCCAUCUCCUUUGAUUUACCUAUACACAAAUGACAUACCGGUAUGGCUGCAGGUUGUGCUUGGUAUCACAGCGGUGGCUGCGGCAUUGUUGCUCCUCACCUGCUUGACGCUCUGUUGUAUGAGAAUGUGCGGAUGCUGGACUGGAAACAUUUUGGGGGUAGGGGCACUGCGUAGGCCAACGGACGACACCGAUCACAUUGGCUGUUGGUGUUGCCGACCAGCGAUUGUAUCGCAUAGACCGGAUGGACAAAUAUCAUAUACAAAUGUUUACGGAAACCGGAGAUCAACUCCGUCGACUCCGGAUGGCGUUUGGAUGCCACAUGCUAAACCUGUGCGCAGCAACAACAACAGUACCAAAUAGCAUGGAUAUUCCUAAAAUGCUUGAGUUAUAAUAUUUUAUGUUUCAAGUUUUGGUACAUGAUUAUAUUGAGAACUUUUGUAUUGAUUGCUAAUAUUUAUAGAAUUUUGUAAUUAAAAGUAACAAAAUAAAAUAUCAGUCACUCAGAAAGUAAUUGUAUGGGACUAUUGUGUUUAUGUGCUUUAUUAAAAGUAUUUUUUUGCAUUUCCCUGUUUUAUGAAUGCAUGAGAAUGUAUUCGUCAUAUUUUGGUUUUUAAUUGUAUCAUUUUGAAAAUGAAGAAUAAGAGUUUCUAAGUAGUUUUGUUUUUGGGAAAAUUGAAACUUAUUUGACUUUUUUCAUCCCAAUCUGAAUAAAGAUAAAA